AUGGGAUCACUGAAACAGUACCGUAGUGGGCCGUGGAAUGGAGUUCGGUUCAGUGGUCACCCCCUGCCCAUGUAUCCAGGUUUUAACCCGAUAUUCGACUUUAAUGGAAAUAGUUUGAAUUCUAUCUCUGACAGUUACAACAUCCCAGUUAUUACAAGAGUAACUCUGGUUCAAUCAGGCUCUCUCCAUCGCUAUGUAAUGGAUGAAACGGGCACUAAAUGGACUCUAGUUUUCACAACACCAGGUGAUCCAUGUGACAGUUAUGGGAAAUGCGGUCCCAAUGGUAUUUGCAGAAUUAACAAAACUCCAAACUGCGAUUGUUUGAAGGGAUUCACUCCAAAAUCUCAACAAGAUUGGGAAAUGCUUGUAUGGUCCAGUGGAUGCGUAAGAAAGAUAGCAUUAGAUUGCCAGAGUGGAGAAGGAUUUCAAAAGGUUGCGGCAGUAAAGCUGCCUGACUUGUUGGAGUUCCAGCUUAACACUAGUAUGAGCCUCGUUGAGUGCAGCGCAGAGUGCUUAAAAAACUGUUCUUGCACUGCUUAUGCUAAUGCAUUCGUUACUGGAGGUGGCAGUGGCUGUUUGAUGUGGUUCGGUAAUCUGAUGGACAUAAGGGAGUUAGUUGUAGAAGGUAGUGAGCAAGAUAUCUAUUUGCGCUUGGCAGCUUCAGAAAUAGAGUACCUCGGUCAUUCCAAGGAGAAGAAGAAAAGACUUACAAAGAUCCUAGUGGUAUUGGCCAUUUCAGGGCUACUUCUCUUGUCUGUGGUGUGCGUGUUCAUAUUCAUGAAAUUAAUAGCAAAGAGAAGAG
This is a messenger RNA of Ilex paraguariensis (yerba mate), 802 nucleotides long. The record is from the annotation of a GenBank genome assembly. NCBI's taxonomy places the organism in Eukaryota, Viridiplantae, Streptophyta, Magnoliopsida, Aquifoliales, Aquifoliaceae.